Messenger RNA from Sphaeramia orbicularis (orbiculate cardinalfish), 2073 nucleotides. It is a transcript of the gene sike1, whose product is annotated as suppressor of IKBKE 1. NCBI's taxonomy places the organism in Eukaryota, Metazoa, Chordata, Actinopteri, Kurtiformes, Apogonidae. The record is from RefSeq and is a predicted model, not a curated record. The coding region runs from base 410 to 1096 and encodes 228 amino acids. The transcript has 6 exons.
AUAGAUGUUAGAAUUCCAAGUUAAAAUAAUAAGAAAAAUGUUUCAACAAGUUUUACGUAUUGAAUAUUUAUUUCUAAAAAUAAGAUCAACUUCAUUAUUAUCAUGAAGAAAUAACUGUAAUAAAUCGUCAAAUAAGUAUGAUUUGUGUGACUGGAGUAGCUUCCGUCUAUCACCGAUAGAUGGCGCCACGCAGUCUGCGUUUGCGCAGAGGAGUUAAACUACGGAAGUGACGUCAUCGUUAUGCCUCACGGAAACAGAAGACUUGACAACAGUCGAGUUUGUGUCUUAUUUGAACAGUUUAUUUGUUGCAUUUAGUAUGUUAAUUUAUACAUGUUUAUGAAGACACUCCAUAGUUUGCACUCGUUCCAUUAAAGGCACUGGACCAGGUUCGUGUAGCUAAACCCACUAAAUGGCCUGCACUUUAGAAAAAGUCUUGGGAGAUGCUCGGACCCUUCUCGACAGGCUGAAAGAGCAUGACACGGCCGCCGAGGGACUAAUAGAGCAGUCGGGGGCCCUCAGCCAGAGAGUCCAGAGCAUGAGGGAAGUGGGGAAUGCUCUGCCAGACAAGCAUAUAGAGGAUACUUCAGUGAUUCAAGAGCUGACCAAAUGCAAGCCUCACAUCCUUCUGACUCAGGAAAACACUCAAAUUAAAGAUCUACAGCAGGAGAAUAAAGAGCUAUGGCUGUCACUUGAAGAACACCAGUAUGCACUUGAGCUGAUCAUGGGCCGGUACCGGAAACAGAUGCUGCAGCUCAUGAUGGCUAAGAAGGAGCUGGACACCAAACCUGUGCUCAGUCUCCAUGAGGACCACGCUAAAGAGGUGCAGAGUCAGGUGGAGCGGAUAUGUGAGAUGGGCCAGGUGAUGAGAAAAGCAGUGCAGGUGGAUGAUCAGCACUACUGCUCUGUUAGAGAGAGACUUGCUCAGCUGGAGAUUGAGAACAAGGAGCUGCGUGAUCUCCUGGUCAUCAGCAGAGGCUCUGUGAAAAUGAUGAGAGAGGAUGGCAACCAACCAGCAACCACAGCAACAUCAGCAGCAGCGGCAACAUCAGCAGCAGAACAAGAACAGACUCCACAGCCACCAGAGUCCACCGAGUGAGCAACGCAACUUUCACCAUCAUUAAGUCCUCCAGGACCUCAAGACAGGGUCGAUGGGUGUCUUCACCUGUGUUCACCACUUCAUGAUUUUUCACAAGCUGGAAUUCAAUCAAAGCAACACAUAUUUUUCUUUAGUGAAGGCCACUUUAACAUGACUUUGUAGCAUCAGAAGAAUUUGCCUGUGGGGUAUAUCUGCUGUUUUAAUUUGUCAAGUAUUUGUUCUUUUGUCUCACUAAAGUGAAGACAGAGUGAAUUCCAGAUGACUUGUGUUUCUUUGAUGUAAGAUCUCAAUGAGAGCUGAGGAAAGGAAUUGAAAGCAAAGUCAUUACUGUUGUUUUUGGCCAAAGAUGCAUUUAUUCUCCAGUGACACAGUUUCUACCUCUUUGGUGACCCUUUGCAGUUCAUACACUCUCACAACAUGCAAAACGUUCACAAGCAUCAGCUAUGUAUGUUCACUUGAAGUCUGUUUUGAUAUGUAAUCUGCACGAUUUGAAAGUGGCUGCACUGCAAGACUUUGAAUCACUCUGCCAACAAAGAUGACUCUUGGGUGUUUCACACAGUUUGCCUGCUGAGGACUGAGAGUGGAUCAUUUGUAUGUGAUUGUUAAUCAUUUUAUGAAUUUGAUAUGUUUGUCAGGUGUUUGUAGAUUUCAUAUGUAACAUUUUUUCCAUGUUUAGUAGUUUACUUCUGUAUGUCUUAACACCAGUUUUUUCUAGUUUUCAGAUAUGGGUGCAGAGUAAUCACGUGUCCUAAUUGAGGGCACAUGUUUAUUAUUUAAUGGUAUCGAUAUUGAAAUAUGCCAGUCUCUCUGUAAUGAAUAUUAAGUGUAUGGGCACUGUAGGUUUUCAGAAAUUGUAUAUUGUCAUCUCAGGAAAUCAGUGUUAUUAAGAUGAUAUAAUGACUUCAUGACAAUGUACGGAUUUGUGUCAGAAUAUCAGUAAGUGAAAAAUAAAUUUGCUAUAAAACUGUCUCCCACAA